Mugil cephalus (flathead mullet) is the source of this 814-nucleotide messenger RNA. RefSeq names its product follitropin subunit beta-like. Gene Ontology annotation, molecular function: hormone activity. The transcript has 3 exons. Bases 141 to 572 code for a protein of 143 amino acids. The record is from RefSeq and is a predicted model, not a curated record. Gene Ontology annotation, biological process: G protein-coupled receptor signaling pathway. Gene Ontology annotation, cellular component: cytoplasm; extracellular region. Lineage: Eukaryota; Metazoa; Chordata; Actinopteri; Mugiliformes; Mugilidae.
CUCAAGGUGGAUUAAGGUUUCCAUAAAAGAGGGUGAGCGUCCUUGAUAUAUUCAGAUAUUCACGGGGGAAACGAACAGAGAACACAGCGAGGAUUGUCUGUCUCACUGUCUGCAUAUCUUGAUGUUUGUGCGCUCUUACCAUGCCUUUGUUUGUGCUGAAAUGCUUGCUGCUGUGUGUGCUGAUGGUUGGGACAGUGUGUGCCUGUAUGUUGAAAAACCACACGAUAUGGAUUGAGAAGCAAGACUGUACCCAGUGCGUGGCCGUCAACACUACCAUCUGCAGUGGCUAUUGCUACACACAGGACACCAAUUUGAGGGGGCGCUUCGGGAGGACUUUCUUGAUCCAGCGUAGCUGUGUGCCUCUCUCCCUGGUGUACCGGGCUGCUCAUGUGCCCGGCUGUCCUCUGGAUGUCAACCCACAACUGUACUAUCCUGCCGCCCACUGCUGCAGCUGUAAGCGCUGUGACACACGCACACACCACUGCGUCCAACCCAGCCGGAUCUCUUACGACCAGUGCUCCGUUGCUCUCGGCAGUGUGGAGAAACACAAUCAGCCUGCUCUGGGAACCUGACAGAAUGCUAAUAUAAUCAGUGCACAUGCACCAACAGCGAUGCUGCUUAUUUAUAUGUCAAUGUAGAUCCUCUCUGCUCAUUAACUGUUCCUGUUUGUUAGGCAGUUGUGUUGCAAUAAAAAAAAAAACCGUGUUGAGCAUGCAUUACCAAUGUGAAUUGUACUGACCGAGUAAAUAAAUGAGUGACCAUAAACCAACGCAUGAUAUUUGCAUCCACCUAUAAAAUAUUUUCUGCACACUUG